Messenger RNA from Galdieria sulphuraria, 703 nucleotides. RefSeq names its product ribonuclease P. Gene Ontology annotation, cellular component: ribonuclease P complex. The record is from RefSeq and is a predicted model, not a curated record. Lineage: Eukaryota; Rhodophyta; Bangiophyceae; Galdieriales; Galdieriaceae. Gene Ontology annotation, biological process: tRNA 5'-leader removal. The transcript has 2 exons. The coding region runs from base 159 to 647 and encodes 162 amino acids.
GUGGUUUCAAUAUGACAACUUUUAGUUGAGUGUUGAAAAUAUUGUGUGACAGAGAGAGACAGUAUUGUGCAGUUUUAUAGUUGUUCUAUUUUAUAUGGUAUGGGUUGUUGAUGCUUCUCAAAGGCGUUGUUUUCACUUUCUUAUAAAGUUCCAUUUCUAUGACAUACCACAAUAAGAGAGCCUGUCGAGAUAUUACAAUCCCACUUGUGUCUCACAAUGGGAAAAGAGAUGAAAACGAUUCCUAUUCGCAACUUUUUCUUUCUUGUUCAACUGUGAGUAUCACUGUUGGAUACAACUUACACCAUUUUCAGAUAUUGUGUAGUGUUUUUGAACCACCUGUAGCAUCUGUGCAGCUUUUCACGUUCCGUACCAUCUUACAACACGCCGUUAGACAAAGUUUCGGCACCGUUGCUGAAGCAGCCAUCGUCUUGGACGUCAUCCGUUAUGACCCAACCACAGCAACUGCUAUCCUUCAUACGUUGGACUCGGAUCAUUCCACACUGUGGUGUGCACUUGCCAUGUUUUCACAGUAUGAACGACGCAAGUGUUAUUUUUAUAUCCAUGCAGCUUCACCUUUUCUCAUUGCCUUAACAGCGCCUAGAAAUCCUUUACGCUGGAACCGGUUGCAACUUGGUUGGGAUGGAUAGUGUGAACCCCAUUCGACGCGCCCUGUUGUAUAUCUGUUGAAGAAUUUCGUCGAAAA